AUGUUUGAAUUUAUAAAAGAAUUCAUAUAAUUUGAUGAUUCAAUACAUGCCGUAUUUAAGGAUUAAUCGGCAUUGAUAUAUUCAAACGCAGGGACUCUAAGUUAUUUUAAUAGCAAAGGAGAGAGAAGCAGAAUCAAAGUGGAGAAUUGUAGAAAAUACGACAACAUACAAGAGAAGGUCAAAGAAGUGCUAUAGGUGGCAUCCAAGUAUACGUAUCUCAAUUCCGAUUAAAUAAUUUAUGAAGAGGCAGUUAAGAUGAAGAAAAUUUAAACUAUUAUUUGGCCACUCGAAUAUUAAAUUGAGAAUGACUAUGCUAUAUUAAAAUCAAUAGAUGGUUAUGCCUUAAUGAAAUUGAAUCUAUAAACAUUCUAAAUAUCUUUGCAAUACUAUUCUUGUAAUUAAACUGUAGCUGUUGUUAAGGAAAUUGAAAAUGAAACCAAUUUUGUGAAUAAUUUCAUUAAGAAAUAUAAUCUUGGGGGUACCAAAUCAACAGCAGCCAGCAUAGAUUGUGGAAUAGGGUACACAUAUAGAAUUCUCAAUAAAGAAUACAGUUUGAUCAACUUUCCAAUCUAAUGGAUAGCACCCUUCUUUGUUUUAGUAAAAGAUUUCUUAAAUAACGAAAAAUUAUAAUAUCUAGACAUCUAAUUUCCAACAGAAUUGAUAGAAUACAUCCUGAAUGAAUAGGAGGAAAUGUAAGACUAUUUUUAUGAGACGUACAAUUGCUAUAAAAUAAAGGAUUAGUUGGUUACUAAAAUCUUAAUAGAUCAACCUAUUAAGACUAUACAAGUGAAUGACAAUGUGUCUCCAAUCAUGAAUAAGAUUAGUUAAAUUAAUUUGGGAAGACCAAUCUUUAUGUUUACAAACUAAGCCUAAUUUUGGUUUUAAGUAGAUGGAGGGAUCGGAUUGAUUAAUGAGUAACUUUUACUUAGAGAUGGGAUAUUUUGGGAAUAUGGAUAAUAGAAAUGGGAGUAAUCAAUAUAUAAUGAUAAAUACAAUCUAAGUGCCUUUGAUGUAUAUUGCAAACUUAUAAAUACGAAAUACAAAUCAAAUAUGAAUUUGAUCAUCACCUAACUAUAGGAGAAGCAAAAGCCUGUUGAGUAUUAUAGAGUAGAAUAAGGAAAUUUCGAAGAGUUAAGGAAGGUUGAUUUACGGGAAGUUGGGGAAUUCUUAUUAUUAAAGAAUGGGACAGUGAAGGCUAAGUUUGUUGAUAGGACUGUGAUCACAUUUAAGUAUCCUCCACCUUGUACUAUCAAAAUAAUUUCUUAAUUUGGAUUGAUUAAUAACGUAGAGUUCUGUCCAGUCUAGGAUGAUAGAUUGUGUAUCACUUAUAAUCACUACCUUGAAUAUUUUCAACCUGAAUUGCUGGUUUAUAUGCAAUAUUGUUUGAAACUGGCAGAAGAGUCGUACAUCAUUCCAGAGAUAUUUUAGUAAAGGGAAUCUCAUUCCACUCAACUGUCCUCUUGGAUUGAACAAGAAAUGGAAAAAAAUUAAAGAUUCCUCGUUUAUAGUGGGAAGUACAGUUGUCAAGAAGUGAAUGAACCUUAGGAAGAAUAAUCUUUGGAUGAACGAAUUUAAUUGUUACUCACAGCAAAUUAAGAAAUGUUAUAAAAAUUAAAGAAAUGA
Messenger RNA from Paramecium tetraurelia, 1623 nucleotides. RefSeq lists its product as uncharacterized. The record is from RefSeq and is a predicted model, not a curated record. The transcript is spliced from 4 exons. NCBI's taxonomy places the organism in Eukaryota, Ciliophora, Oligohymenophorea, Peniculida, Parameciidae.